AUGCCGCGCGCAGAAGCUGGAUCCACAAAGGCGAUCAGCAACAAGAUCAAGGCUAAAGGCUUAGGCAGACUUAGAUGGUAUUGUCAGGCUUGUUCGCGCCAGUGUCGCGAUGAGAACGGAUUUCGCUGCCAUGUCCAGAGUGAAAGCCAUGUGCGCCAGGUGCUGCUAAUCGGCGAAGACCCCAAGAAAUACAUCGAAGACUACAGCAAGCAAUUCCUCGACAACUUUCUCAAUCUACUAAAGACCGGUCAUGGCGAGAAGAAAGUUCACAUAAACCAGUUCUACCAGCAAGUCAUUGCCGAUAAGGAGCACAUCCAUAUGAACGCCACAAAGUGGAAGAGUCUUUCGCAGUUUGCUGCAUACCUGGGUCGCGAGGGUAUUUGCCGUGUCGAGGAGACAGAGAAGGGCCUGUUCGUCUCUUAUAUCGAUCGGAGUCCGGAGGCCAUGAGACGACAGGAAGCUUUGCUCAAGAAGGAACGCCAGGACCGGGGAGAUGAGGAGCAGGAGCAACGACAGAUUCGAGAGCAGAUCAAGCGUGCUCAGCAGAGUGCGAAGGAGGAGGAAGAGGUGGACCCUGAAGCUCGCAAGCUGCAGCGCAAGGAGGGUGAGAAAGUCAAACUGAAUAUCGGAUUCGGUUCGAAGACAAACGGUGAUUCGAAGAGCGAGUCGCCGAAGCCCGCAUCGCCUGAGGAAAAGGAUAGCGGUGCAUCGGCCACGCCAGAGACUACCGAUGCUGCACCUGCUCCCGCUGCCGCUGCCGCCCCCGCCCCGCCUGCGCCACAGGCUGCGCCAAAGGUGUCUUUGUCAUUCGGUGGUGGUGGAAACAAGCCGAAGAAUGUCUUUGCUGCGGCUGUAAAGAAGAACCCUCUUGCGGGAAAGAAGGGGCCAGUCAUGGAACAGCCCAAGAAGAUGACGGAGCAGGAGCGCAUCAUGAAGCAGGAGAUGGAGGCUAUGGAGCGGAAACGUAUGCGUGGUUCUGCUGGGUUCCCUGACGCGAAGCGCCCGAAGAUCUCUUGA
Messenger RNA from Aspergillus niger, 1017 nucleotides. RefSeq lists its product as uncharacterized. The record is from RefSeq and is a predicted model, not a curated record. Gene Ontology annotation, molecular function: double-stranded DNA binding. The transcript is spliced from 4 exons. Gene Ontology annotation, cellular component: nucleus. NCBI's taxonomy places the organism in Eukaryota, Fungi, Ascomycota, Eurotiomycetes, Eurotiales, Aspergillaceae. Gene Ontology annotation, biological process: DNA replication; DNA damage response. The coding region runs from base 1 to 1017 and encodes 338 amino acids.